GCUUGUAAUUAGAUACAAGAACAAAGGCAAUUCAAUUUAAUCACAUAGGUUUGUAAAUAUUAUGUGCAAAUUCAACUACAUAAGAGAAAAAUCAAAUUAUUAAUUAAAGUUGGUUGCUUGUCCAUAUAAGGCAGACAAAAUCUUUUUCGUUUCAAUUAUAAAAGAAAAAGAGUUCAUUUCUUUGCAAUUGUAAAAGAAAGCGCUUGCUAUGACAACGAACAGUUCUGUGUUUGUUCUCCUCGGUUUCCUUCUGGCUCAAAUGAUGCCCGGCUGCGUUGGAUAUACAAGCACCCGAUCAAUAUGCGAUGACUCCUCGGAAAGUCCGACUACUGAGGAAAUCUCAAUUGCCACGGUUACGGCCUCAGUCCCGGAAUCCUCGACUGAAAGUAUUUUGCCGGUCACAAUCAUGACUGAGUCACCAGAUCGUCGAGUUGCCAUCUCAAUCAAUGAGAUCGCGACAACUUUCGUGAACUUGACGAUCGCCGACGAGGCUGGAUCCGCGACUGUUUAUGAAAUCGAGGCCGAGUGCCACUCAGAUGUGUUCCAAGCGUGUGACACUGUGACCUUCAGAGACAACUUAUUUCCGAGUGCUCGAGGGUUCCUUGAGGCGUCUGGGCUCCUGUCUGGAGCUGCCUAUGACAUCACAAUUGUGAGUGCAACUCAUGGAGGGAACGCGGACACUUCUUUGGACGCAACUGUUCGCUUUUGCACGCAACCAAGAGCUAACUUUGCGGUGAGGAAGUUGAGCGAAACUUCCAUAGAGAUUGAUACUGGCGUGGAGAGUGGCUACUUCCAAAGUGCCACGGUCACCUUCUUCCCCUCCUGCUCCGUCACUUUCACUCCCCUCAUGCUACCGUUGCAGGUGACUGGACUUACUGAUGGAGCAACGUAUGAUUUGACGUUCCAGUCCCGAAUGUUGGCGUCCACCUGUGGAGCAGGAGGCUCUCAGUCAAGUGACCAGCAAGGUUUCGAGUACAAUCCAAACGUGGCAUCAAAAAUCCUGCCUGGUUCUGUUGUCCUGAUGGUGACUGUGCUGUGGACAAUGGCCCAGUGAAAACAGGAUGAAGACUGAAGGCUGUAAAUAAAACUGUACAUAGAUCACCCACUAUUAGACUGCUUUCUGGAUAUAGAGGAUGAUAUAUCACGGAAAAUUAUAUUUUGAUAAGCCAUGAAGAAGAGUCCGAAAACUCGCCAUUGAACUCAGGAAACUCAGUUGGCAAG
Symsagittifera roscoffensis is the source of this 1221-nucleotide messenger RNA. RefSeq lists its product as uncharacterized. The record is from RefSeq and is a predicted model, not a curated record. The transcript is spliced from 4 exons. The coding region runs from base 209 to 1054 and encodes 281 amino acids. Lineage: Eukaryota; Metazoa; Xenacoelomorpha; Acoela; Convolutidae.